GCGGCGACCGGCUGCUGAGGCGGGGCGCAUGCGGGUUGCGGCGUGUUUGUCGUUGGGGGCAGCUCCAGGGCGCUGAGUGAAGCGGCGGUCAGGCGCUCGGUGCCGUGAGACGCAGCGCUGCCAGUCCCUCGGAGCACGGUGACACUUCCCCGCACCCUCUCUCGCCAUGUACCGGUACCUAGGAGAGCUACUGGCUCGGGGGGUCGCGGCUGCCGAGGGCGGCGUGCAGCGCCUGGGCGGCCCGGCUGCCCUGCUCCAGUGCCGGCGUUACUCCAGCGAGCCUGCCCAGCAGGACGACCCUAACUUCUUCAACAUGGUGGAGGGCUUCUUCGACCGCGGGGCGAAGAUCGUGGAGGACAAGCUGGUGGAGGACCUGCGGACCCGCGAGUCGGACGAGCAGAAGCACAAGCGGGUGCGGGGCAUCCUGAAGAUCAUCAAGCCCUGCAACCACGUCCUGUCCAUCUCCUUUCCCAUCAAGAGGGACAACGGCGAGUGGGAAGUGAUCGAGGGCUACCGAGCGCAGCACAGCCAGCACAGGAUGCCCUGCAAAGGAGGGAUCCGUUACAGCAUGGAUGUCUGUGUGGAUGAAGUAAAAGCUCUGGCCUCUCUGAUGACGUACAAAUGUGCAGUGGUUGAUGUACCCUUUGGUGGUGCUAAAGCCGGAGUAAAGAUUAAUCCAAAGAUGUACUCAGAUUCUGAAUUAGAAAAAAUUACCAGAAGAUUUACUAUUGAGCUGGCAAAAAAAGGAUUUAUUGGACCUGGUAUUGAUGUGCCAGCCCCUGACAUGAGCACAGGCGAGCGAGAGAUGUCUUGGAUUGCUGAUACCUUUGCCACGACAAUGGGGCACCAGGAUAUAAAUGCUCAUGCCUGUGUGACUGGUAAACCCAUCAGCCAAGGUGGCAUCCAUGGGCGAAUUUCAGCUACAGGACGUGGUGUAUUCCAUGGGAUUGAGAACUUCAUUAAUGAAGCAUCCUACAUGAGUGUCCUUGGAAUGACCCCAGGCUUUGGAGACAAAACUUUCGUCAUUCAGGGAUUUGGUAACGUAGGCAUGCACUCCAUGAGGUACCUGCAUCGCUAUGGAGCCAAGUGCAUAGGUGUUGGUGAGUUGGAUGGGUCCAUUUGGAACGAGGAUGGAAUUGAUCCCAAGGAACUAGAGGAUUACAAAUUAGCAAAUGGGUCUAUUGUUGGCUUCCCCAAAGCGCGGCCCUAUGAUGGCAAUAUCCUGGAGUCGGAGUGUGACAUUCUCAUCCCUGCAGCCGGUGAGAAGCAGAUGACCAAGCACAAUGCAUGGAAAGUUAAAGCAAAGAUUAUCGCUGAAGGUGCCAAUGGGCCAAUGACUCCAGAAGCUGACAAGAUCUUCAUGGAAAGGAACAUCAUGGUUAUUCCAGAUCUAUACUUGAAUGCUGGUGGUGUCACUGUUUCCUACUUUGAAUGGCUGAAAAAUUUGAACCAUGUCAGCUAUGGCAGGCUGACCUUCAAAUAUGAGCGAGACUCCAACUACCACCUGCUAAUGUCCGUCCAGGAGAGCUUAGAGAGGAAGUUUGGCAAGCAUGGUGGCACAAUACCGGUUGUACCCACAGCAGAAUUUCAAGCCAGAAUAGCGGGUGCCUCUGAAAAGGAUAUUGUCCACUCUGGUCUAGCAUAUACCAUGGAGCGCUCAGCAAAGCAAAUUAUGCGGACAGCGAUGAAGUAUAACUUGGGCCUGGAUUUGAGAACAGCUGCCUAUGUCAAUGCCAUCGAGAAAGUCUUCAAAGUGUAUAACGAAGCUGGUCUGACCUUCACAUAGAGUGGAUGCCGUUUGUCCUCGUCAAACCUUGCUUCCCGUCUCCCAGCCUGACAUACCAAACGUUUACAUGUUUUUUGUUGCUUUUUUUUCCUUUAUACCUUUUAAACCAUUGGAACACUAAUUCUCCAAUAGAAGCUGCCAGAAUUAGUUGAUAGCUUGAAUAAUCAAUUAAUAUAACCCAAGUAUCAUAAUUAAGGCUUACAGAAGAUCUUCACAAUCUCACACUGCUGGCAAGUGGGAGCCAUGUUACAUUUACUGAACAAGGAUUUUAGUUUUCCCUUGUGGCAUCCAACUAGCUAACAAAACCUUUCUGCAGUUUCAUUACAUCAACUAAAAUUCUUACUGAUGAGGGUGGAAACCUGUUUGUGUUCUGGGAAUUCUAUCUUUUUGCAGAUAAUCUCCUCCCUGAAUGGAUUUUGCCAAAGGAUUGGCAAUCCACCAUCUGCAUUUAACUAUUGCAAAGAUCUUCAAGGUAUUGGCAGCACACCUUUCACAGUAGUACUAGAGCCCAAUGUGUAUGGUGGAACGGAACAAUAUUGCUUGUGUGCAGCAGUAUUUGCACAAGUGGAUUUUUUAAAAAUUGUGUAAUAAUUGUUAUUUAGGCAGAAUUAUUUUUAUAACAAAGUAGACAGAGAUGCAACAAUUGGGUGGUGUCCCAGAGUUUUCAAGAACUAAAAUUGGCUGGAUUCCCCAUCCUAAUUGUUCCCUGAUCCUCCGAUUUAAAAUUGACCUUUGGACUUUUACACUCCAUUGUGAUGCCUGAGUAGCUCACUAACAUUUGCUUUGGAGAUUCGCGUAUUAAAAGUGAUAAUGUUGACAGCUUGGGUUUCCCCAGGUUGGUCAAGUGAGUAGGCUGACAGGAGGAGGAUGUGCCAAGUAAUGUCUGCAUUCAAAUUAAGUGUCUGAUUACUUAAAAAUGCAUCUGACUUGCAUUUGGAGAAUAAUUUCAAGCCCAUUUAAACGGGGCUACUUUGUGAAUCCAGCCAAAGGGGACCCAGAAGUGAAGGGAGGGUGCAACAAAUGUAAUUCCCAGAGCAAAACUUCCUUGAUUUUCUCUUUCCCUUAACAAUCCCUCUGCUUAGAAAAUAUGCCAGCUUAGUUUGUAUUUGGUUUGUUACAGUACAGCCACCUUUCUGCUUUAGGGCAAGUGUUGAGAUGGGUUGUUAGUGGCACUGUGCCUAGAGCACCUGUGUGCCUGGGUACUUGGCCCAGCACAGUCAUGUUCCCCGGUUGUUGGGGGAGGAGGGCAGGGUGCAGAAGGGUGGCCUUCAUGACAUUAAAACAUUUGUAGUUUCAAUUCACAACCUGAAAUCCACCCUCUUGAACAGCCAGAACACCCAAGCCUACAGCCCAAACAAUUACUGUUCACUAGUAAAUCCAUUAGUGGUUGUUCUGUAAGAAGUUCCAUUCAAAGCUGAGGACCUAAGUUUUUCAAUUUGUAUUUUAAGCAGGACAUGGCCAUACUCCCUGUUUUGCAUUUUUCCAUUUAAUUUGGAGGCAAGUCAUGACUCCCUCACCUUGUGCAGCCACUUGAACAGUGAGGGCGUUCAGUUCUGUAAGCCUGGUUGGAAGCCAAGUAACCUAAAAAAGUAAAAAGUAACCUACAAUCUUGCCUCAAGUUGUCUAAAUGGAUGUGAAAGUUGUUUUUUUUUAUAUAUAGGAAUUCCUAUUAACUGUAACCAGAUAUCUGUCUAGUAAACCCUGUAGACUAAACUCGUCUUCAACUUCGUUACAGGAAAGCAAAGUCAUAUAAGCCAUUACACCUUCUGGCUGACUUUACAUAGGAGUAUCCAUCGUAGUGCCCUGUAUCUUGGUGAUGUUAUCUUGCAGAUUACACAGGCAGACCGAUCUUGCAACUUUGCCUGUUACAUUUGCGACAAUGCACUUUUCACAACAGUAACCAGGUUGCUUUGAGCUGCUCGGAUCCAUUUGGUAAGAUGGGUUGCUUGAAAACUGCAGGACUUUGGCAAUGGUGCCAUCUUCUGUUAAGUUUUUGAAACAUGCUUCUUCUCGCCCUCCCUCUUGCCCUCCCUCUUGCCCUCCCUCUUGCCCUCCCUCUCGCCCUCCCUCUCGCCCUCCCUCUCGCCCUCCCUCUCGCCCUCCCUCUCGCCCUCCCUCUCGCCCUCCCUCUCGCCCUCCCUCUCGCCCUCCCUCUCGCCCUCCCUCUCGCCCUCCCUCUCGCCCUCCCUCUCGCCCUCCCUCUCGCCCUCCCUCUCGCCCUCCCUCUCGCCCUCCCUCUCGCCCUCCCUCUCGCCCUCCCUCUCGCCCUCCCUCUCGCCCUCCCUCUCGCCCUCCCUCUCGCCCUCCCUCUCGCCCUCCCUCUCGCCCUCCCUCUCGCCCUCCCUCUCGCCCUCCCUCUCGCCCUCCCUCUCGCCCUCCCUCUCGCCCUCCCUCUCGCCCUCCCUCUCGCCCUCCCUCUCGCCCUCCCUCUCGCCCUCCCUCUCGCCCUCCCUCUCGCCCUCCCUCUCGCCCUCCCUCUCGCCCUCCCUCUCGCCCUCCCUCUCGCCCUCCCUCUCGCCCUCCCUCUCGCCCUCCCUCUCGCCCUCCCUCUCGCCCUCCCUCUCGCCCUCCCUCUCGCCCUCCCUCUCGCCCUCCCCCUGAUGCCUCAGUGAAUGUCCAGAAAGGAACUAUGCCAUAGGGAUCCUGAGAAUGUCUUUCAUAUUUCUGUAGGAUUAAGCAUGUCAGAUUUGCCAGUUUUGGCAUUUGGGUCUAGUGGGUGCAAUGAAGUACCAGAUGUAAUUUAUGCACCUGGGACAAACCUUUUUUAAAACAGCAGUCUUGUGUUCUUUUCUACAUUCUUUGUAAUUGCAUGAAGGUGAAACUCAGAGUAUUAAACUUUUGACCUUUCAAGUGUC
Molecule: messenger RNA, 4641 nt
Organism: Pristis pectinata (smalltooth sawfish)
Lineage: Eukaryota; Metazoa; Chordata; Chondrichthyes; Rhinopristiformes; Pristidae
Product: glutamate dehydrogenase, mitochondrial
Exons: 13
Coding region: 167-1786 (539 amino acids)
Biological process (GO): L-glutamate catabolic process
Cellular component (GO): mitochondrion
Molecular function (GO): L-glutamate dehydrogenase (NAD+) activity
Source: RefSeq, a predicted model, not a curated record